Molecule: messenger RNA, 339 nt
Organism: Puma concolor (puma)
Lineage: Eukaryota; Metazoa; Chordata; Mammalia; Carnivora; Felidae
Source: RefSeq, a predicted model, not a curated record
AUGACGGCGCUUCCGGGAGGCAGCAGCACUCUUUACUGGCACCGUGCCUGGGUCCAAGCCCGGGAAGGCCACAGAGACUUUGAGAAGGACCACGUGGAGGUGCGCUCUCAGUCCCGUGCAGGGGGCACCAGGCAGCACAAGUCCUCCUUGCCUGUUGGGCUCAAGCCCCACACAAACUGCUGCAUGAGUGGCUGCCCCAAGUGAGUGUGGGUGGAGUAUGAGGCCACACUACCGCAGCACUACCAGGAUGGCGGGGAGCAGACCCUGGUCGCCCUGGAGGAACACGAGGCUGAGGAGAACCUUAAGGCCUUCCUCAGGAUGGAGAUCCAGCUCCACACU